UUCUUCAGAUAGUUCCAAUUGAAAAAUUCGCAGGAGGAGCUGCAAUUUUUGUUCGCUCCGCUCGAAUCCCGUUGUUUUUGGCCUGUAGUACGCUCAAAGGGGGCGAUAUUGCGGUGUUAAUGGGUCAAUUAGUGGUGAUUGUGUAGGAAUUUUGGUGGAAAAGUGAAGGGAAAUUGCCGUGGGCAGCAGCAACAGUCGCCACCUGGAGCAUCCGGAAAGUCGGUGGGGCGCCAAGAUGAACGUGUUUGGUGUGAAUGGGCUGGGUAUCAAGGAACAGACGAUAUGCAAUCUCGAGAGGGGUACCAUUGUCACCAAAUUCUUCCCACGGCGCAAGCCGGAGAAGAAAACACUGAUGCUGAGACGAGAAACUGGCCAGGUGAUUUGGUUCCCGAUAACCGCAGAGAAAGACAAUCGCAGCAGCUUCGAGGGUUCCCUGGAGAUCCGUGACAUCAGGGAAGUGCGUGCUGGGAGGAAUUCUAAGGAAUUCGACAAAUGGGCAGAAGAGAGCAAGAAAGCUGAUCAGCAGACAUGUUUUGUGAUCUUUUACGGUGCUGAAUUCAAAUUGCGUGCCUUGUCUGUGGCUGCUCUGUAUCAGAGGGAGAGGAAUAUGUGGAUUUCGGGACUUCGGGACAUGAUGCACAUGGUUACGACAUCUUCUUAUCCCCUUGUGGUGGAAAGAUGGCUGAGGAAGGAAUUCUAUGCCAUGGAAAAUUCCAGGGAGACUCUGACCCUGAAGGAACUCAAGUCGUUUCUCUCGAAAAUCAAUUGCAAAAUUAGCACGCAAAAGCUUAGUGAUUUCUUCAAUGAAGUCGAUCAGAGGAAGAGGCAUGAGAUUGGAUUUGAUGCUUUUAGUAAGCUCUAUCAGAAACUCAUGCUGACUCCGAAUGUGCUGCAGGAUUGCUUCGAUAGGACAUUUCCGUACUCCAAAAAUGAUCAAAUUGUCACGCUGCAGGAGUUCCAGAGGUUCUUGCUCAAAGAGCAGAAUGAAUCAGAGGCCAGUGACAAGGCUUUUGUGUCAAAUCUCAUAAAGGACUUUAUCCAGGAUGUGCAGCGGGAUGUCCAGGAACCCUAUCUUACUCUGCCUGAGUUUGUGGACUAUUUGUUUUCCAAACACAACGAAAUCUGGAAUGGGAAGUGCAAUCGUGUAUAUCAGGACAUGACACGUCCACUAUCACACUACUGGAUAUCAUCAUCUCACAAUACAUAUCUCACAGGAGAUCAAUUCUCCAGUGAUUCCUCCACUGAAGCCUAUGCUAGAGCUCUGAGAAUGGGAUGUCGUUGCAUUGAACUGGACUGUUGGGAUGGUCCAGACAAUAUGCCAUUGAUUUUUCAUGGGCAUACAUUUACGUCUAAAAUAAAAUUUACAGACGUCAUUAAGACAAUCCGGGAUCAUGCUUUUGUGACAUCGGAAUAUCCAGUGAUUUUGUCAAUUGAACAAAAUUGUUCUCUGAAGCAACAGAGAAAUAUGGCAGAUGCCAUGAGGGAGGUUUUUAAGGACAAUGACAUGCUUCUAAUUCAGCAGAUUGAUAAGCAAGAACAGGAACUCCCAUCACCGGAACAGCUGAGACGAAAGAUAAUUCUUAAGCACAAAAAGCUGCCGGAGGGAGAGGAGAGAAACUCCCUGACAAGCGACGAAGGGGAUUGUGAUCUAAGAAAUAGUGAAAAAGAGGAGAUUCUCUUCAUUCUGGACCUUGUUGACAGACGAUGGGUUCCCCAUCGAUUUGCUCUGAGGCAGCACAAACUUAUGUAUCGGCCAGAGCGCGAGGAUGCGCGAGAUGAAGAGACAGACUUUGAGAGUCCAGUACCGAAGCCCAAGGACAGCAUUCACAACAAUGAGCUGCAUUUUGGGGAGAAUUGGUUCCAUGGGAAGCUAGAGGGGGGUCGGGAAGAGGCUGAGAUGCUGCUAAAGGCAUACAGUCAUCUUGGGGAUGGGACAUUCCUGGUGCGGGAGAGUGCAACAUUCGUGGGGGAUUACUGUCUGUCAUUCUGGCGCAGAGACAGACCAAAUCACUGUCGGAUUAAGUUGAAGCAUGAAAAUGGACUGACCAAGUACUAUCUGCUGGAAAAUUUGCUCUUUGACUCUCUCUAUUCCCUGAUCAUGCACUAUCGUCAGAAUGUUCUGAGGAGUGCGGAAUUUUCGAUAACGCUGAAGGAGCCAGUGCCACAGCCGAAGAAGCAUGAGAAUAAGGAGUGGUACCAUCCGAAUUUGACCAGGGAAUUUGCAGAGAAGGUACUGAAGCAAAGGCAGCAGGAUGGAACGUUCUUGGUGAGGCCCAGUGAUACGGAUUCCAAUACUUAUGUCAUAUCAUUUUGGGCACACAAAAAGAUCAAACAUUGUCGGAUAACUGUCGAUGGGAGAUUGUAUCUGGCUCCUGGGACACAAUUUGAGAGUUUAGUUAGUCUGGUCAAUUACUAUGCCAAGAGUCCGCUGUACAAGACGGUCAAGCUGACGUAUCCGAUCACGAGGGAGAUGCUGAAGUGUAUGAGUAGUUCGAUGAUUGGAUUGGGGGAUUUUCUGGAGGAUCCUUUGGGUGAUGGAACAUCGAGUUACAUGGAUCCUUCGUCCGUUGAGGAGAAGAUUACGGUGAAGGCUCUCUUUGACUACAAGGCUCAGCGGGAUGAUGAAUUGUCCUUCUGCAAGCAUGCGAUUAUCACGAAUGUGAAGAAGAAGGAGAAUGAAAUGUGGUGGACAGGAGACUAUGGUGGGAAGAAGCAGCACUAUUUCCCAGCCAACUAUGUCACGGUGAUUGAAACAACUGAAGGUUGCUGCGAUGAAAAUGCCAAUACAAUGCACAAGGAGCUGGAUGUGAAUGGGGCAGUUGUGGAAAUUGAGACUGUGGAUAUUGUGGAUCCUGAUCGUCCUAUUCAAUUUAUGCUGCGCGUCCAAACCCCAUCAAUGGACAAAGUCUUUGACAUUGGCUGCGAAAGUCAAGCUGUGGCAGAAGAUUGGAUGGCAGCCAUCAAAGAAGCUGCCCAGAAUGCUUCAGCUUUGGCUGAUGAGAGGCGCAAGAAGGAGAAGAAUUUGCGAGUGGCUAAAGAAAUGUCAGAUAUGAUCAUUUACUUCCGUAGUGUGCCAUUCAAGGAGGAUCGUGAAUUGCUCUUCUACGAAAUGUGCAGCUUCUCGGAGACAAAGGCAGAAAAAUACUUUUUCCAGCAGCAUCAGCAGCACUUUAUCAAGUACCACCGGAAGUUGAUCAGUCGGGUGUAUCCCAAAGGGCAACGUCUCGAUUCAUCAAACUUCAAUCCAAUUCCCUUCUGGAAUAUUGGCAGUCAGAUGAUUGCACUGAAUUUUCAGACACCCGACAAAAUGAUGCAGAUCAAUCAGGCCAAGUUCCGGGACAAUGGAGUCUGUGGAUACAUCCUCAAGCCGGAUUUUAUGUUUACAGAUGUCUUUGAUCCCAAUAUGCCCAAUACCCUGAUUGGGGUCGAAGGGAAGACAAUCAACAUCAGGAUCAUCGGCGGAAGGCACUUGUUCAAGUCUGGCAGGAAUAUCAAUAGUCCUCUGGUUGAAGUGGAGCUUCUGGGGGCUUCUUUCGAUGCUGGUGUCAAGCACAAGACCAAGGCAGUUGCGGACAAUGGCUUCAAUCCAAUCUGGAAUGAAAUCUGUGAGUUCCACGUGAAGAAUCCGCAUUUUGCGAUGCUGCGUUUUGAAGUUCAAGAUGAGGAUAUGUUUGGGGAGCCCAAUUUUAUCGGUCAAGCUGUCUUUCCGGUGAAUGCCAUCAAAAGUGGAUAUCGGAGUGUGCCUUUGAGGAACAAGUACAGCGAAGAAAUUGAGCUGGCUACCCUUCUGGUGCAUAUAUCAAUAAGAACAGGUUAAUCAAUUGAGCGUAGUGUCUUUCUCUCUUCCAAUUUUACUUCUUGACAGCAAAAUUUUACAUUUUACACAAUAGAAAGAAAAAUAUUUUCUCCUGUACUUUUAAAUUAAGAGGAUAUCUUAUUUUUAUGUAUACACAAAAGAGUCGUUAAAUAAAUGCCCCAAAAAUUGGCGGGUUCAAAUUUAAA
Messenger RNA from Phlebotomus papatasi, 4002 nucleotides. RefSeq names its product 1-phosphatidylinositol 4,5-bisphosphate phosphodiesterase gamma-1 (gene sl). The transcript has 6 exons. Gene Ontology annotation, biological process: positive regulation of epithelial cell migration; phospholipid catabolic process; phosphatidylinositol-mediated signaling. Bases 236 to 3817 code for a protein of 1193 amino acids. NCBI's taxonomy places the organism in Eukaryota, Metazoa, Arthropoda, Insecta, Diptera, Psychodidae. The record is from RefSeq and is a predicted model, not a curated record. Gene Ontology annotation, molecular function: protein binding; phosphatidylinositol-4,5-bisphosphate phospholipase C activity.